This is a messenger RNA of Trypanosoma theileri, 555 nucleotides long. RefSeq lists its product as uncharacterized. The transcript has a single exon. Gene Ontology annotation, biological process: vesicle-mediated transport. The record is from RefSeq and is a predicted model, not a curated record. Bases 1 to 555 code for a protein of 184 amino acids. NCBI's taxonomy places the organism in Eukaryota, Euglenozoa, Kinetoplastea, Trypanosomatida, Trypanosomatidae.
AUGCGUUUCCUUGAGCAGCAGCGAGAAGUGUGGCAUACACUCUGUAAUCCAUCAAAACACUCCGCUGGAGAGCGAAAACGGGCAUACUUUUUCCUUUUCGCAUACUGUAUUGCUAUUGGGACCUUCUUUGCAAGUCUUCUGCACUUUAUAGGUGCAUGGGUAGCUUCUGGUCUUAUGCAACUUAUUAUGCUUAUCUUCGCUAUGAUUUUCGCCCUCAAUAUUGCGGAUUGUCGUGAUAAGUGCCUCAACGUGUUAGAAUGUGAGCGAACUGUUAAUCCAGUACUCGAAAUCUAUGUUGCUCUUCGUGUGCUGCAGUCCAUACAUGCAUUAUUCUUUCUUGAUAGCGUCGUAGUGUCUGUAUUUUUUCUACUCGCCUUAUUGUUCCUUUUCUGGCGUAUGUACCGUGGGGUCUUCUUUGUGGAUGCGACAAGUCUAUGGCGUGAGAUGGGCCGAUUAGAGCGUGAGUCUUAUAUGCAUAUUGCCGUUGAUGUGAUUCUCUUCGUAACGUACUUAAUCUGCAUGAUCUUCUCCAUGGUUUCCAAGUACGCCGUUUAG